Molecule: messenger RNA, 893 nt
Organism: Ornithorhynchus anatinus (platypus)
Lineage: Eukaryota; Metazoa; Chordata; Mammalia; Monotremata; Ornithorhynchidae
Gene: CTDSP1
Product: CTD small phosphatase 1
Exons: 7
Coding region: 102-884 (260 amino acids)
Molecular function (GO): RNA polymerase II CTD heptapeptide repeat phosphatase activity
Source: RefSeq, a predicted model, not a curated record
UUUUCUCCCCCCCUCCCCCUCUCCCUCCUCCCCUCGCACUCCGGACCCCGGAGGCCGGGCCGAGCUGGGGGGGCGAGGGCCCGGGGGCCCCGGAGGCCCCCAUGGACGGCUCGGCCGUCAUCACCCAACUCAGCAGGGAGGAGGUGCGAAGCCCCUUGCGGGGGAAAGGCGACCCCACCCAGGCCCCUUCCACGAAGCCUCGGAGGAGAAGGAUCUGGAAGUACUUCUGCUGCCUGUGUCCUAAGGACCCCGAUACCCCCCACCCCGUCAACAACAAUCCCCCGCUGCUGGUGGAGGAGAAUGGCACGGUCCCCAAGGCCGGCGGCAAACAGCUGCUUCCCGAAGCCAGCAGUCAGGACGCCAGUAAAAUCUGCAUGGUCAUCGACCUGGACGAGACCCUGGUGCACAGCUCCUUCAAGCCGGUGAACAACGCCGACUUCAUCAUCCCGGUGGAGAUCGAUGGGAUCGUUCACCAGGUGUACGUCCUCAAGCGUCCGUUUGUGGAUGAGUUCCUGCAGCGGGUCAGCCAGAUGUUUGAGUGCGUCCUCUUCACCGCCAGUUUGGCCAAGUACGCCGACCCCGUGGCCGACCUGCUGGACAAGUGGGGGGCCUUCCGGGCGCGGCUCUUCCGAGAAUCCUGCGUCUUCCACCGAGGGAACUACGUCAAGGACCUGAGCCGGCUGGGCCGGGAACUGGAGCGGACACUCAUCCUGGACAACUCGCCCGCCUCCUAUUUCUUCCACCCCAACAACGCCGUGCCGGUGGCGUCGUGGUUCGACAACAUGGCCGACACGGAGCUCCACGACCUCCUGCCGUUCUUAGAGCGGCUGAGUCACGUGGACAACGUAUACUCCGUGCUCAACCAGCCAAGGACUAGCAGCUAGUGGGGGGGG